CGCUAGCAUACGAUCGGUCACAAUAUACCCAUCAAUUAAAGGCCAUAGAGUGAGAAUCGUCUAUGUACUCGGUCUCGACAAGGCUCUAUCUGGCAUCACGACAUCACCUCACCUCUUACUCUGCCAUCUAGCAGUAUAUUUCUGUCCAGCCCUCCAGACCAGAGGCUUCUGUCCAAAAUGGCGUUCAGCUUCGGCUUCUCCGGGGAGGACAUUGACAUGGAAGAUUAUGAGAUUAACACUGGUGUACCGGAUGUAUUACCGCCGAAGAACACUACGAAUUCGCUUCCCGAGCUAGUCAAGCCCAAGAAGCAUGAUAUCAAUGACUGGCUCUCAAUACUUCCAUCACAAAUAUUCUACAACCGACUCGCAAUCAGCGGUACGCCCGUGGUCAUUGCACGUCGAGAAAUUUUCGACAUCCGCACCCAGUUGAUGGCCGAGGAUAACGAGAACUACGACAAUGCCGAGCUGAUCGCCGGUCUCGAAAAGGGCGAUCUCAAGCCCAAUUUCUACGAAGGUGGCUUCAAGACGUGGGAGUGUGCUCUUGAUCUCGCCAAAUUGGCUGCUGGUGAUAGCGAGAUCGUUGGCUCCUUGAGUGAUUCUCAGAGCGAUGUUCAUAUUAUCGAGCUUGGUGCGGGUACGGCUGUGCCAUCAAUGACUCUGUUCGCUCAAUUCCUCGGCCAGACGGAGGUGGAUGGCGCGGCACCAGGGCAGAAAGCACACUUUACUUUUGCUGAUUACAACGAUGCCGUUCUUCGCCUCGUUACGCUCCCCAAUCUGCUCCUUACCUGGCACAAUAGCCGACCGCAGACUGCCGUGGAACCUGUCGUCAGCGAAGAAACUCCUCGCCAUGAUCAGGACGAAGAGCUAGACAUCACCCCUGAACUAGUGGACGAGUUCAAGAACGACUUGGCCCGGCGUGGUAUUUCGAUCGAUUUCAUCUCCGGUGGCUGGUCUCCCGAAUUUGUCGAUUUGGUCUUUUCUCAUUCUAGCAGCGGCGACUGCAAGACCCUGGUACUUGCAAGUGAGACUAUUUACUCACCGGCUACGUUGGCCGCGUUCUCCGAGACCCUUUUGGCACUACUACGCCGCUCUAGCACGCCCGCGGCGAAGACUCGUGCCUUGGUCGCGGCUAAGAAGGUGUACUUUGGAGUCGGAGGUGGAGUCGACGAGUUCCUCGCUGUGCUCAAGAGUGUCUGCGGAGAUGAACUGCAAGUCCAGGAGAAGUUGGACGUGCAGUCGGAAGGAGUUGGUCGGGUAGUAUUGGAGAUCACACCCUCUGCCAAUGUCGUAUGAUAUCAAAUUUGCCCUGUCCGCCAGCUUUCUCAAAUAGCAGCAUUUAUACCCUAGAGCCUUGGAAAAACAAUCUUCAAACAAAUAGAAUUCAAAGGAUAAGGUUGCUGGAUUGGACUUCCCAGUCCCAACGUAUAUGUACAUGUUUUGCUCCUCCAUUGCGCAUGUCUAUCGCAGACAGCUAAUCAACGAUGAAAAAAAAGGACCCCUCUUCUAUCCGCUUACUCAUAGAUGGACUCGACCUUGCCUUCCUUCAUGCGCGCAACGCGAGCCUCCUCAAUAUCCUUGUUCUGGCGCUCGUAGUGGGCCACAACGGCACUCAGAUCGGCCUGGGAACCGGGGGAAACGUUAUAUGGGGUACGAGCGUUGAACAUACUGUCGAUCAUUAGCAACCAGCAUCCCUAAUUGAAGAAUUUAAAUCGACGUACUCGGGCUGCUUCAGCUCAAAGGCCUCGCGGGGGCCUUGGGAUUGGAGGAGGUGACGGUCCUCGGCGGCCUUCUCAAGAAGGGCGGUGUGAAUGGCAUUGCGCUGCUCAAGAACCUCUUGCGAGGUGCUGUACUUGUUGAUCAGGCCGGCAAUGAAAGACUCGGAGCCGGAGUCCUGGCUGGCCGCGCUGAUGCGGUAGAGGAGGUACGAGGAGGCGAUGGUGCCGACGGUCACGUAAAAACUGCGCUGUUGGGUGAAAUUACCCGUGUUAGCAAGCAAUUGAACGCAAUCGAGGACCUCCCAGAGCUUUCAGAGCUCGUUGUCGAGUUCGUCUGGCAAAGCCAGCGGGGGAGGGAGGAGCUUACGCCGAAGCCCUCGUUGACGGGCUCGGAGUGGGCGGAGUGCGAGCCAAACCGGCGAGGGGUCUGGCGCAGCAGCUGCCGCGUCGAAGCAGCGGAGCGUCUGGCGGCGAACAUGGUUGAAUGGG
Penicillium brasilianum is the source of this 2204-nucleotide messenger RNA. Lineage: Eukaryota; Fungi; Ascomycota; Eurotiomycetes; Eurotiales; Aspergillaceae. The record is from the annotation of a GenBank genome assembly.